AUGUCAAAUUAAUAAUAAUCAGGUAAUGAGAAAUCUAAAAGCAAAUCCUAAAAAUUAUAGACUAUGGAAUUGAAUGGCAAAAACUAUAUACUAUUGGAUAAGUAUUUUUAUAAUCCUGAUGAUGUAAUUGGUGAAGGUGCAUUUGGUAAAGUCUAUAGAGGAUUCAAUAUUUAAGCGUAUUUAUACUUAUUUUUAAUGUUCAUAGAUAAAAUAAAGAAAAUGAUAAGGAAUGUGCAAUUAAGAAGAUGGAGCUACCUGAAAAUAUGGCAUUAAUGAGUGAUAGAGAAAAAAUGACUUUAGAUGCUGUUAGAAAAGAGAUUUGCGCUUUAAAAUUAUUGAAACAUCCAAAUAUUGUUAGAUUAUAUGAUGUUAAAAAAUUAUAGAAUGUCAUUUAUAUGGUUAUGGAAUUAUGCAAUGAAAAGGUAUAGUAUAAAUAUAUUCUUUAAUGAUCUUAGUCACUUUCUGAAUUUAUUAAAGAAAAUAAAGAUAUAACUGAACCUGAGAUCAGAUAUAAGUUUGGAGAAAUUUUGAAUGGAUUUAAAUAUCUGAGAAGUAAAAAAGUCAUACAUAGAGAUGUAAAGCCUGAAAAUAUACUUAUUCGAAAAGGAGUCUUAAAAAUUGCUGAUUUUGGAUUUGCCAAAUAACAUAAUUCAAAAGCUUAAUUACAUUCCUAUCUAGGAACUAGAGCAACUAUUGCUCCUUAAGUUAUAUUAGGUAUCUACUUUACAAAAAUUUAGGUGAUUAUACUGACAAAUGUGAUAUUUGGAGUUUAGGAGCAACUCUAUACUUUAUGUGUUUCAAGAAAUAUCCAUAUAAAGAAUUUUAUGCAAGUGAAAUAAAACUCAUGGAAUUAAUGAAGAGAGAUUUUAUUGAAUUUCCGAAAGCUGGUAUGUAAGUUUCUUAACCAUUAUAAUAAAUCAUAGUAUAAAUGAUGAGAUAUAGAGAAGAAGAUAGAAUUGAUUGGAAUGAUUUAUUUGCAUGCCCUUUAUUUCAAAAUAAAUUGUUAAAAGAAAUGGGAUUAAAUAUAUUUGAAUAUCAUGAACCAUAAGAUGAUACUGCUGAUAUUAAUGAUGAUAAAAUUGAUGAUACUAAAAUUGAUGAUUUUGAUUUUGAAAUGAUUGAAAAUUCAGAAUAAUAUAUUGAAAAAUUCUAAGAAAAUGCCCCUGUUGUUAUUGAUUAAGCUGAAAAAUAAAGAAAAAAUGAAGAAAUCUUCUCUAAAUUAAUUAGCAGACUUACUUUUGAAAAAGGAAAAUGUAUGUUCUUAAGAUUACUAUCUUAAAGACUUAAAGAAUAUGAAUUGAGUUUAGCUAAUAAAUUAAUAUUUGAAAAAAGUAAAGUUGAUAUUUCUGAUCAUUUAAAAUCUUUAAGAUUUGGAUUAAAUAAAUUUGAACUUAUUAUUAAUAGAGGAUUAAUGGAAUGGAUGGAAGUGAAUAAAAGUUUUAAAUAUUAUUUUUGUUAAGACUUAAUUAAUCCAAUUGGUGUAAAUGACACAGAUUGGGAAAACUUUCUUACUGAAGGGUAAGAUAGAGAAAAAAUAAAAAAAGCUCUUGAAAAAGAACUUCAUAUUACUUAAUAAUAUGUUUAUAAUGCAUCAUAAGCAUAAUUAUAAUAGUUUUAAUAAAUGAAUGAAAAGGCAUUUUAAAGAUUAAAUGUUAAUAAAGAAUUCAUGAGUUCUAAUUUUGAGUGUAAUAAGAAUUUUUUUAAAGUUCUUUAUGAUCUAAGUUUAGGAUUAGCUAGAUUACUAUUUCCAGAAAUAGUGAAAAUUAGAAAUAAUCUAGAUUCAUUACAUAAAGUUUUACCAACUCUAGUUCUUAUUGAUGAUCUAUUUAUUUUAUUAACUCUUGAUUCAGUAUUUUCACAUACUGAUUCUACUUUAGUUAAUUAUACAGCUUUUUUUGAAUUAAGAAAGAAGAAUUAUUCAGAAGAUUAAAUAAUGUAUAGAACCAUGUAUCAAAGAGUGAUGAGAGCAUAUGAAGUAUUUUUUGAAUGA
This is a messenger RNA of Paramecium sonneborni, 1990 nucleotides long. The record is from the annotation of a GenBank genome assembly. NCBI's taxonomy places the organism in Eukaryota, Ciliophora, Oligohymenophorea, Peniculida, Parameciidae.